Molecule: messenger RNA, 2563 nt
Organism: Haliotis rubra (blacklip abalone)
Lineage: Eukaryota; Metazoa; Mollusca; Gastropoda; Lepetellida; Haliotidae
Exons: 8
Coding region: 1-792 (263 amino acids)
Source: RefSeq, a predicted model, not a curated record
AUGAACGCUACCAAGCGAGCUGUCGGUCAUUUCCUGAUGAACGACGGUGACGUUGAUAAUCCAAAGAGCGCCAAGGUCACGGCGAAGGUGACAGUUACUGACGGAGAUGACCAGGGUCCGGCUUUCGAGUACGAGGGAUGCUUCAGACACAAGGGCGUCUGUGCCUGGCCCAAAUAUACUUCAUACGCCAAUCAGAUGAAGUUGGGAGAGCCAAUCACAGUCUAUCCUGUUCCCAACAAGAUCGGCCAGCCAGUCAGCAUCAAGGCCAGAGACCUUGACCCUUCUAUGUCGGAGGUCAAGUUCUCCAUUGCAUCAACUAUUCCACCUGGCUUUGAGUCCCACUUUUCGGUUGCUACUAGUCAUGCAAGUGGCGCCUUCUACACAGCAACAGUCAAACAAGAGACGGCAAUCACUGUCAGCGAAGGUUUCGAGAUCUUCCUUAAGGUGGAAGAAACGACCGGCAACAAGAGACAUGAAAUAGCAAUGAUAUAUUUUCUGGGCCAAAACAAAGGUGGUUCUCCCGGAAGUCAGACUACACAAAAACCGGCUUCGGAAACAGAUCGUCAAGUUGGUGGCCCUGACAAGUCUCCUCUCUCAACCGGCGGCACGUCUGGUGAGACCCUGGCCCUUAUUGUAGUCGUCGCCAUCUUGGCUGCAUUUGUCGUCUGCCUCGCCAUCGCGUUCUUCUGCUACAUUUCUAGAAGACGGGACACCAAGGGGACCAAGUACAACCUUGAGUCCCGCCAGACGACUGGCGGAAAACGGAAUGGCACAUCCUCCACUCAAAUGUAACCACAGCAACGACCACUUUCAACUCAGGAGCAAGUAGUUUUGUCCUCUUGCGGACAUGGCCAAAUACGACUAUAAAGGACUGAUAUAUUAAGAGAGAAAAUGAUGUCAUAGUUACAGCCGUCAGAAGAACAAGUCCCGUGAUAUCAACGUCGCACAAUAGGUCAAGGUCAAGGUCAAGGGUGAAAUAUGUAUAUACAUAGUAUGGGAGUAUUUCCUGGCAUCUGGGAUGUGACAAAUUCCCAGACACGGGAGUACUUGUAUGACUUUAUCACAGCCCAUUCCAUAUGUGACGAACUCCAGGAAAUCUCUAAAUUAUCUGGUUAUAAUUGAACUGCGUUAUUAUCAACAUAAACCCUCAGUAUCUCACUGGAUCAAACUACACAAGCGUUCUUAGCCUCACAACUAUGUCAUACUACAGUAGUUCCAACAGUCGGAGCUUUGUGUAGUGGGCUCAGGGAUGGGUUUGUUUAAUCGAAUAUUCAUCUAUCCGAGGUUGUACAAGAAACAUUAUAGUCAAAUAUUGGAUUUUAUAGUUGUAACAUAUGUUGUAUAGUUAGGUGUGUACUAUAUAUACUGAGAGAAACAAAUUAAGGAACACGAGAAAAUUCAAGUGUUCCUUUGAUAUUUGCCCGUUUCCAUCACCAGCUUUGAAUAGCGAAAUGGGAGGAAGUCUGAGAAUAAAUAAGGGAAUGCUGCCACGAAGUGGUGUUCCCUUAUUUGUUUCCCUCAGUAUAUAUGCACGAAUCUGUACUUGUGUGAGUUGAGUUGGAGUAUCAUGUGGAUAUAAUCACCACUUAGUCUAUCUUCUGUGACGUUAGUUAUCACAGUGCUGUAUCAAUUGCGACAGCUGUUUUUGUCCUGAACUCUAUCGCCAGCUGUUACCAGUCUAUAUGUAUUCUGCACACGUUUCCUGUGCCAUUGAUGUGAUUCAUGUGAAGUUCAAGAAAACAGAACACCAGGAGGAUGCCAAACUACCGUUAAACAGACAUCCUUCCAUACUUCUCGUGCCAUUCCGGGACAACACUUCAUACCUAGCCAUUAUUUCAUAUGAAAUACAAUAAAAUUGACAUUAUCACACAAUCGACCGAUAUUUACAGUAUUACCAAAGUUAUCUUCAGUAACCCAUGCUUGUCGUAAAAGGCGACUAACGGCAUCGGGUGGUCAGGCUCGCUGGCUUGGUUGACACAUGUCAUCGUAUCCCAGUUGCGUAGAUCGGUGGUCAUGCUGGAUUGUCUGGUCCAGACUCGAUUAUUUACAGACCGCAGCUAUAUAGUUGUGAUAUUGCUGAGUGCGGCGUAAAACUAAACUCACUCACUCUAAUGACUGGGCCAGUUUAACAGAAAUUGUAAGUACUAUAGUUUAACUAGUCAUUUAGCCAAUAUAUGUCUUGACUCAGUUUGUUAAUGUGGUUUCUGAGAGUGACCGAUCCAAAAUGUUGUAGAUUUCUAUCACACCACCACUUAGCACUGUUAUAUCUUGAACAUGCCUCCAGGUAAACUAUCCAGCAUCAUAUAUCCCAGGAUGAAAGGGAUAUAUUAAUCCUACAAAAACAAUUACGCCAUUGUGUUUGGUUAAAGAUGUUUUAUUUGUUAUUCGUGUCGGAAAAGAAUUAUUGUGUUUGAUGUAUCUAUGUCUGAAUUAUUGUGGCUGUCAUCAAGAUGUUGUUUUAGGCGGUGUAUAUGAGCCGACUUUGUUCAUGUUGUCAGCACUGAUGUUUUAUCAAAUUUAUAAAUGUACAUAUAUUUUUGCAUUAAAACUAUUUCUUUUUCCA